AUGACUGCGGCUGUGGCCAUGCUGCUGGCGUUGGUGGUUGCCACCACGGUGGCCAGCACACAAGCACGCUCACCCAGCGCAAACGCACAAAACGAUCAGCUGUGCUCUGACGUGCACGGGACACUGGACAGCAUGGUGCGUGUGCUGGAAGUGCACGACGUGCCGUUCUUCCCCAAGCACGGUGCCAACAACAAGGGGAACAGCAGUCGCAAUGACACAACACCUGCAACUGGAAACACAAUGACACGCGAAGACAUGCUGCCCUCCUUCCUUGUGGACCUAUCCCCGAUUCACCGCAUGAUGGCCGCAUUUGGGUGUGGCGAUCGAAAUGGGGACGGUAGCAGGGAACUGGAGCUGCUUGAGAAUGGAGAACACAGGACACCUCCCGCUCCAUCAGGUACAAGGUCCACCAGCACGUACGUGGAGGAGAGGGUGAAUGCCAUCCGCCGCAACGAGACCAUGCUGCCCUUGCAACAACAGUCACAGUCGCAACACAGUCGUGUGCGACGGAAUGAUGACCCUGAAGUGCAGGCAGGGCAGUGCACGCUGGCGAGCGUGGUGGAUGGCACGUGCCCUGGCGUCGACAACCGUGGAAGGCUCACCAUCACCUUGCGCGAGGGUGACUACGUGGACGACAGCACGGAUGCAAGUGGGCUACGAGCCAUUUCCAGCAUCGUUGUCGACUUGACUGUGAAUGGGCACGUCGAACAAGCACCACUGCGGUGGAUUGUGAAAAAUGGCAAUUGGACGGUGUGCUAUACUGUUGUCUUGGAUGGUGUGCAAUACCCCAUAUUUCAGUUGAGCGAGCUCAACCCAAUGGCACGCGUGAACACGACUCGGAUCCGCGACAGCGUGCUGCUUCGGGAAGUGAGCACGAGCGGGUUUGCUCUCACACAUGAGCUCGUCAACUUUGGUUUGAGCAACAAUGCCCUCACAUCCGUUCCAGACGUUUCUGGCAUGACGUCGCUGAGGAUCCUCAACUUGUACAACAACCGCAUCCGUCGCAUCGCAAAGGACGUUUUCAAGGGCUUACCAGUCCUGCAGCAGCUGCUCCUGGGCGAGAACCGCAUUUCUGAGAUCGAGUCACGGGCGUUUGACGACCUCACUCAGUUGCAGGUACUCACCCUGUUUGCCAACGACCUCAGCGCCAUCCCCUCCAGCUUGUUCCAUCGUCUCACGAGCCUCACCACGUUGCAGCUACAGCAGAACCCUAUCACGCAACUUGAUGCCGACGUAUUCGCUGGGCUGACAAUGCUGGAUCACCUCAGCCUGGUGGACACGCUCCUCACCAGCUUACCAGCAACACUUUUACGAAACACCACCCGACUCACUCGCCUGGAAUUGGCGCGUACCUUCAUCACAACUCUUGAUGAGACAGUCUUCUCCGGCCUGUUGUGGCUGGACGUGCUGGACCUCUUCAACAACCGACUGACAUCGCUGCCACCGCGCGUGUUCAAGGACUUGACGGCGUUGACGUGGCUUGACUUGUUUUCAAAUGACAUCACUUCCUUACCUGGCACGCUGCUGGAGAAUUGCGCUCUUCUCCACGCGUUCUUCUGCAACAACAACCAAUUGACCGUCCUUCCAGCCAACCUGUUCGCCAACAACCCAGCGCUGCUUCAGGUUAACUUGGCCAACAACGCCCUUCGUUCCAUCGACACCGCCCUCGAAUCGGCACAGCUGUCUUCUUUGCAGUUCCUCGACUUGGAGAACAAUCAACUCACCAAGAUGCGUCUGUUUCGAGAAUUGCCCCGUCUUCAUUAUGUUGAUUUGAGCGACAACCCCAUGAAGGAGCUGCCAGAUGUCACACUCACGCCUGCCCUGGACACUCUCCGGCUUCAUAAUCACGAAAUCAAGCACAUGAAUUUAGCGCCGCUCCUCCGUCUGUCCAGCCUCACCAUACUUGAGCUUGAUGCUUCCCCGCAAGCACACUCCAGAGCAGUGUUGACGGACACCAACGUCGCCGACAUUGCGCCGCUGUCAACCCUCAGCCUUGAGAACGUCGAUAUCAGCACCGCUGUCCCAUCACUUGCUCACCUUCCGUCGCUCAGCCUACGCACGCUUCACUUGGGCUGGUCGGGCGCCAGCAGCGAUGAGCUUCCAAUCAGCACCAUGUGCGAGUUGUUUGCAAGCAACCUGCAUGAGCUCCGCAUUGCCAACACGGACUACCGAGUCAUCGAACUGUGCCCCGACAAGACGUUCGACUCGCUCCUUCUCAACGACAACCAGCACCUGCAAUCUGUCACCGUCCACAACCCGCUUCGUGAACUCAACGUGUCUGGCUGCACCCAGCUCACAUCCAUUGAUGCCCCUCCUGUUGAUAUUCUGGACAUCAGCAACACCAACUUCCCACCAACUGGUGCGCUGUGCACGCGGUGGGGCCGUCGCAUCCUCUUCGCACGCAACUUGGUCAGAGACAUCGAUACACGACAGGCUGUCACAACUGUACGCAACUGCCUUCGGCAAGUGGACGUGUUGGAUCUCUCUGGCAACACGUGGCUAAGUCAGCUGCCAGAGAUCAAUCGUGCGACAGAGAGAAUUAUUGUCUUGUCAGACGAAAAACACUUGUCCGCGGAUUUCUUCUUCCUUCCAAACCGCCCCACCCCUCCCAUCCUUCAGUUGACCGAUGCGCCGAUUGAAUGUGCGCUUCAGCUGUUCAAUCAGGAUUUGCGACCAGUGCGUGACAACUUCACAUUGACCCCUCAGAUUAUGUUCUCCUUCCACUGCACGUGUGCGCGCGGUUUCAAGAUGACGUCAGGUGGGCGGUGUGUGUUAGACGAGCCAGAUAUCGCCGGCAUUGCCGCUGCCUCCGUGAUUGGCGGCCUUGGCAUUGGCCUGCUCAUGGCGUGGCUGUCACGCCGCUACCGGGGCCUCACCAAGCGCAUUGGUCUGCAGGAGCAGCUGCUGGUGGAGCGAGACGAGGAGGUGAUGGCGCUGAAGAAGGCGUGGGAGAUUGAGUACAAUGAGCUGAGGAUGAUCAAGCGAGUGGCUGCGGGUGCCUUUGGCGUGGUGUUCAAGGCAGAGUGGGACACGGUGAUGGUGGCAGUCAAAGUGCUGCAGCAAGGGGUGAUGAUGUUCGACGAGAGCACGGUGCUUGAGUUUGAAAAGGAGGUGGAGUUUUUGCAGCGCACACGCCACCCCAACGUGGUGCGGUUCUUUGGCGCGGGCACCGACCCCAACGGCAGCCCGUUCCUGGUGCUGGAGUUUGUGGCCAUGGGAUCACUCAAAGAUCUGUUGGGCAAGGACAUGGAACAGGUGUUGAUGGAAGUGAGGAGCAGGAAGGUCGAGGAGAGCAGCAACGGCAGUGUCAGGGAUGAUGUGAACAGUGUGUUGGAUUUGAAGCUGCGGCUGCUUCGCGACGUCGCCAGUGGGAUGGCUUUUAUCCACAGCCUCGACCAGAUGCACCGAGACCUGAAGAGCGGCAACGUGCUUGUUUCAUCAUCGCUUCGUGCCAAGAUUACGGAUUUUGGAUCCAUCCGCCAGUGCUUCACACGUGACAGAAACCACCAGCAGCGCACUCGUCUGUCAUCCAGCCAAGAUGUUUUUGAUGAUCCCCAGUACAGCCAGCAGGCUGGCUUGCAGACCAUGACGAAUAUGACGCUGACGGCUGGCGUGGGCACGCCGCUGUACAUGGCGCCAGAGGCAUUGACGGGCGACAAGUACAGCUUUGAGGCGGACAUCUUCAGCUUUGGCGUGCUGAUGUGGGAGGUGGCGACACAGCGUGUGCCGGAUCUGAUCAAACAGGAAUGCGGCGAGGGGUUCAGCGGUCCCAUCUUGGCCACCCUUCGAACGUUGAUGGCAGAUGGGAAGCGGCUCAAGUUUGAAGACAGCGAGAGUAUCCCCGAGUGGUUCCAGUCGCUGGCGUACAAGUGCAUGGCGCAGAACCCGCGUGAGCGCCCGUCGUUUGGAGAAUUAAAGGACCACCACUUUGCUUGAAUGUGUUGGGGUUGAC
Molecule: messenger RNA, 3952 nt
Organism: Salpingoeca rosetta
Lineage: Eukaryota; Choanoflagellata; Craspedida; Salpingoecidae
Product: TKL protein kinase
Exons: 4
Coding region: 1-3936 (1311 amino acids)
Biological process (GO): protein phosphorylation
Molecular function (GO): protein binding; ATP binding; protein kinase activity
Source: RefSeq, a predicted model, not a curated record